GAUGCACUUUCGAUUACUUGUCACGCCUGUUCUGAGUGACGUUUUACAAUGACAGUUUCAGGGACUUUGUAUACUCCAGAAGGGUAUCAUAGAUCUUGGAGGGCCCAGAUUGCAGCCCAAUUUAGUGGUUGCACAUUAAAAAUUGUCAAUUUCAUUCCUGGUGUGACCGAUAAGGACAAAAAGUUCUUGGAAAAGUUCCCUCCUGCAACUGUUCCGGUUUUUGAAGCUGAUGAUGGUACAUGUCUUUUCGAUGUGAAUGCCAUAGCCUGUUGUUUGGGAACCGAUCAGCUGAGAGGCGGUAAAAAUACACACUUCGUCACACAGUGGGUCAAUUAUGCAGAUAACAACAUCCUGCCGUCUGUCGCUACCUGGGUUUAUCCUUGUCUUGGUAUUACCCAGUUUAACAAACAAAACACAGAGAAAGCCAAGGCUUGUAUUUCAUCUGUGCUUAAGUUUCUGAAUGAGCAACUUAGUAAGAUAACUUUCCUUGUUGGUGAUCGGUUAUCUCAAGCUGAUAUUACCGUCUUUACAGCUUUGCAUCCAUUGUUUACUCAUGUUUAUGAAGAAAAUGAUCGAAAAUCUUAUCCUCAUGUCGUACGUUGGUAUACAACCAUUGCCAACCAACCAGAGGUUUUGAACGUUGUUGGACCGUCUACGUUUUGUGUUAAGGCGGCUCAGUUUGAUGCCAAAAAGUACGCUGAGCUGCAUAAAAAGUCCCACGAAACCAAUCAGCCGAAAGUAGCGGUGAAAGAAAAACAGAAAUCUGAAACUCCUGUUAAGAAGGAAAAGCCCAAAGAUUCCAACGAAGAUGAAAAACCCCCAAAACCAAGCAAAAGUCGGCUUGCAAGUCUCCCUCUUGGAAAAUUUGGUAUGGAUGCAUUCAAAAGAGUGUUCAGCAAUAUGGAUAAAGAAGAGGCGGUCUCAUAUUUCUGGGACAAUUUUGACCCAGAAGCUUAUUCUAUCUGGAGCUGCAGUUACUUAUUUUCUGACGCGCUAACUUUAAUGUUCAUGACGGGUAACUUAAUUGAGGGCUUUUUCCAACGAGCAGAGAAGUAAGUUUUUAUGUUGGCGUAAAUAUGUUCUUUUUGCCAUCGACUUUAUUUGAUUGUUCUCAUAGAUAUGUGAGGUUAUUUUUCAGCCUAUAAUUGGGUCUGUUAGUGUUUUUGUAGUGCCUCAGAUUCGUUUACACUUUAAGUUAAUGUUCUACUGAAUCACUACAUUUUUCUUUCAGGAUGUCAAAGUAUGCGUUCGGUAUCAUGCGCAUAUUUGGCGAGGAUAAUAAUAAUACAAUUAAGGGUGUCUGGGUUUGGGCGGGAACUGGUUUAAUUUUCGAGUUGGACGAAGAUUUGCAGACAGAUUACGAGUCUUACAGUUGGGAGAAGUUGGAUCAUAAUGCAGAAAGUACCAAAGCUCUUGUACAUGAAUAUUUUACUUAUAAACCUGAAGACGGCAAACGCAAUCAAUGCAAAAUAUUUAAAUGAGAAAUAAAGUCUUUUCUGGGUGAAUAACCUCUUUUCGCUAACUGCUAUGUGUUUGCAUACUGUUGUCACUAUCGAAUCCUGACUUUGCGUCAAGUUAGCAGGAAUCUAAAGUUAUGUUUAUUAACGGCGUAUAAGGAGCUUAGUGAUAUUGUAUAUGUAAGCGCGUGUAUAUAAUCGUCAACCACCUUAAGCGAAGGUCGUUAUUUUAAGCAUUCCCAUAAAUAUCCCAUGGUUAGUUUUCUUUCGUAACAUUCUGAUGGUCUGAGUUGAUUAAUCCUGCAUAACUUUUGGUUGUACCAAUCAUUCUUUGCUGUUUGCAGAAGAAUUAUUGAAUUACGGUUACUGAGUCCAGUAGUUAUGCAAGUGAAAAUAUUUGUGCUGUGUGUAUUAGUCUGUUAGAUGAUUAGUGGUAGCUGGUUAUCGCAAGGCUAUGAGUUUUUACUCUAAUUAUAGUAAUUUUCAUGGCUCAAUCAAAUGGUCUAGUUCAUUGUAUAUAUAUUGAAUCAGUCUUUGUGGACAUCAGAGGUCGGUAUCGAUCGAGAUAUAGGUUGUGUGGUAAGUAUUCUAUAUCGAAUGAAGCAAAUCUUUCUGAAGCUACGACUGACAGUUGGUUAAGUAAGUAGGUAUCAUAGUUCGGUUGUUUAUUUUGAACCGUCUUUGAAUUGUAAAGCAGAAAUGUACAUAUGUGUGUUCUGUAUAUGCAUCAUCUACGCAUUACAAACCAAGACUAGAUCAUGUUGCGUCGACUAAGACGACGACGUUGAUUAAAACGUUUUUUAAUGAACUACUAUUAUGACUGCGUUAGGAGAUAUUUUCAUGGUUAAAUAUCCAUUAUAACAUCGUCGUUCUUCUAAAAGUCAUCCACCGGAAUUUGGUAACAGCACUUGUAAGGCUAUUGAUAUUUUCAUGUGUUCAAGCGGAACAUGUCUUUGGAGAGUUUCUGGGUUCGAAUCUCGGAUGAAGUGCUAUUUAGACUGCCGAUGAUCUGACUGGUUUGUAUAUAAAGCAUUAUCUUGUAAUUAUCAAUAGGAUUGGCUGUCAUUUUACAAUUUAUAUGAUCUGAUUUCUAACAACAAUAUCAUAUGGGACUAUAUGCCUACGAAAAAUAAAGGGUAGACGUACAACAACUCAAGCAGAUGGGACAUGUUGAAGUUAUGAGGUAAUACCAAAGUCAACAUAUAAAGACAAAGAGUGAGUGUAUCUACGCCAUUGUAACCAACGUUGAGUCAUGUAGCUUAAGAUUUUCAGCCUUAGUUUAUUAUUAUUUCAUGGAUACUGACCAUGUAGUCUCCGUAUCUUGACAUAGCCUUGGUCUGGAGUUGAUGACUUUACGAACUGAUGUUAUGUCCUCAUCUGCCCCUCACCUUUUCUGAUGUUAUUUUUCUAGUUAUUGACAUAAGACUUAAUAGACGGUGGCUGUAUAUGGGUAACCCAUGUCUAAACCAGUAUGGCCGAGUGACAGUGGACUCGAAUUGUAAUGUACGUGAAAUAUUAAGCUUAUAAGGUAGGAGAGUUGUUUACAAUUGAUUGGUCAUUGGUUGUUGUCGUGCCGGUUGUGUUCUACUGAUCCAGUUGCAAUGUGGCCAUUGGUCCAAGUGACUUAACAUCACGUGCACUAUUUUGAGUUGUUAAGUUGUUUGAAGUAGUCUACAGGAAAUCGUGGACCUAUGUUUUGUACUAGUUGGUGCUUGUCAGAAAGUCCCUGUGGGAUUGAAACUCACAUAAUGUGCCGGGUCAUUCUUUUCAAUUAUUUCUAGAUCCAGAUUCUCGACACUUGUUCGUACUUAUUACACUGGUUCUGUUUUACAAUAAGGUGUCGUUUUCUAAUAGGUUUAUUUCGUGCUAAGAUCAGUGAUAAAGUGGCUUGAUCUACUAUUAUUGUAUUUCAUAAAGUUAAUUAUUUAUGUGUAGUCGAUGUAUAUGUUACAUGAAAGCUGUCAGCUCUAAAUGGAAAGGGAACAAAUCGUUGAAUUUUACUAUUUGUUGUGUGGUACACAAACUAAUGUAUGUAAUAGGUUUUUUAUUUAAAAGUAUGUUUAUGGAAUCUUUAUUAUUCGCCGUGUUUCUUUGUUGACAAACCACUAACGACUUUUGGUCUGAUGGAUCUUCAUGAUGAACUUUAUUGCUAUGUAACUUCAAUGCAUAUGAACUUCAAUUGAAUCUUUCCUAGAAUUAGUUCUUAUUGUUACUUUCCAAUACCAUUUAUAUGUCAAACAGGAUAGAUACUAAAAAUGUCUGAUUAUAACCCUACAAUAAAGUAUUCUUAUGGCUUACUGAAAACGCUCAAGAAUAACUCGUUAUAUGAAAGUUCAUUCGUUACCAAAAGACAACUUCCUUGAUU
This is a messenger RNA of Schistosoma rodhaini, 3822 nucleotides long. Lineage: Eukaryota; Metazoa; Platyhelminthes; Trematoda; Strigeidida; Schistosomatidae. The record is from the annotation of a GenBank genome assembly.